This is a messenger RNA of Merops nubicus (carmine bee-eater), 1053 nucleotides long. RefSeq names its product dynactin 4 (p62) (gene DCTN4). The record is from RefSeq and is a predicted model, not a curated record. Lineage: Eukaryota; Metazoa; Chordata; Aves; Coraciiformes; Meropidae. Gene Ontology annotation, cellular component: dynactin complex.
GUGGACUCUCACUACUGCCCCAGCUGCCUGGAGAACAUGCCUUCAGCUGAAGCCAAGCUGAAAAAGAACAGGUGUGCAAACUGCUUUGACUGCCCCUGCUGCAUGCACACCCUUUCCACCCGGGCCACCAGCAUUCGGGCCAAGACUACCAUGAAAAAAGCAUAUUACCUGGCCUGUGGGUUCUGCCGCUGGACCUCCCGGGACGUGGGCAUGGCAGACAAGUCUGUUGCUAGUGGUGGCUGGCAGGAGCCGGAGAAUCCUCACACACAGAGGAUUAACAAGCUGGUGGAGUACUACCAGCAGCUGGCUCAGAAGGAGAAGAUCGAGCGGGACCGAAAGAAGCUGGUGCGACGCCGAAACUACAUGCCCCUGGCCUUUUCGCAACACACUAUACACGUAGUGGACAAGUACGGGCUGGGGACGCGGCUGCAGCGGCAGCGGCCCGGGGCACCCCUCAGCGCCCUCGCCGGCCUCUCCCUGAAAGAGGGAGAGGACCAGAAGGAGAUCAAGAUUGAGCCCGCUGAUGCAGUGGAAGAAGUGGAACCUCUUCCUGAGGAUUACUACACAAGACCAAUCAAUCUGACAGAAGUGACGACCCUGCGGCAGCGCCUGCUGCAGCCGGACUUCCAGCCCAUCGGCGCCUCCCAGCUCCACCCACGCCACAAGCACCUCCUCAUCAAGCGCUCCCUGCGCUGCCGGAAAUGUGAACAUAACCUGAGCAAACCAGAAUUCAAUCCAACGUCUAUCAAAUUCAAGAUCCAGCUGGUUGCUGUUAACUACAUCCCUGAAGUGAGGAUCAUGUCUAUUCCCAACCUGCGCUACCUGAAGGAGAGCCAGGUCCUCCUGACUCUGACCAACCCCGUGGAGAACAUCACACAUGUCACACUGCUGGAGUGCGAGGAGGGAGACCCUGACAACAUCAACAGCACUGCCAAGGUGGCAGUUCCUCCCAAGGAGCUUAUUCUGGCUGGCAAAGAUGCUGCAGCAGAAUAUGAUGAGCUAGCAGAGCCUCAAGACUUCCAGGAUGACCCUGAUGUCGUUGCCUUCCGAAAA